AUGGAGUCGUACUCGCUAGGUUAUUGUUUCGUGCCGACGGAUGAAGAACUCAUCGUUGAGUACUUACUAAAGAAGAUCGACAAUCAGCCUUUACCAGCCGAUGUUAUUAAAGUCGUCAACUUUUCCGAUCACGGUCCCGAUACUUUAACACGCGAAUAUCCUCCAGUUGGACACAAGGAAUGGUAUUUUUUCACCCCGAGGAUUCGAAAGUAUGCCAAGGGAUCGCGGCCUAAUCGAACUGCUGGCAACAGAUUUUGGAAAGCUAGUUCUGCCGACAAGGAUAUUAAGUUUAAUAAUAAAAUUAUCGGACACAAGAUGACUUUAGGUUUUCAUGAAGGAAUAUCUUUAAAAGACGGGAUUAAGACCGAUUGGAUCACGCAUGAAUAUACAGCUAUUCAUCCUUCCUGGAAUAAAAGAGAUGUCGACGACAACAUGAAGGUAAAAAAUGUUUCGAAAUCAAGCAGUGCUAAUAAACGGCAGGCGAAUCUCCUAGAAAAUCAACAAGAAGAAGAAAAAGAAGAAGAAGUUGCGGUGCGAGAAAAUCGAGGAGAGGAAGAAGUUGUUGCAUCACUUGGCAACAUUUAUCACGCGGGCAUGCCAUUAGUCGUUGAAGAUGAAGAAAUUAUUCACGCAGGCUGCAUGCAAAUAGUUCAAGAUCAAAAUCCAGAAGAGGUAGGAGGAGUUCGUGAAGUUGUUGCGGAAAAUGCAAACGCAAACGCAAUCCCAAUUUCAUGGUUGGACGAUUUUAUAGACAUUAAUGCAAUAUUAAUGACGAAAGUGUUGGGUUUUGGGCACCUGGUUUCUUCUUACAUUGCUUCGGCCUUCAAUCACUAUGAAUCACGUCUCUCUUCAUCACUCUCACCAGAUUAA
Molecule: messenger RNA, 870 nt
Organism: Erythranthe guttata (spotted monkey flower)
Lineage: Eukaryota; Viridiplantae; Streptophyta; Magnoliopsida; Lamiales; Phrymaceae
Source: RefSeq, a predicted model, not a curated record